UUACCUUAGCUUUCUUGGGAACAGGAACAAUGGUGGCCCUCUUGAAGCAUGUGGGAACAGCAGACUGGUAUAGGGAUUGAUUGAAUAUGUCCGUAAACACACCUGGUCUGCGCAUGCUCUGAGGGCGCGGCUGGGGAUGCCGUCUGGGCCUGCAGCCUUGCGAGGGUUAACACGUUUAAAUGUCUUACUCACCUCGGCUGCAGUGAAGGAGAGUCCGCAUGUUUUCGUUGCAGGCCGUGUCAGUGGCACUGUAUUGUCCUCAAAGCGGGCAAAAAAGUUAUUUAGUCUGCCUGGGAGCAAGACAUCCUGGUCCGUGACUGGGCUGGUUUUCUUCUUGUAGUCCGUGAUUGACUGUAGACCCUGCCACAUGCCUCUUGUGUCUGAGCCGUUGAAAUGAGAUUCUACUUUGUCUCUGUACUGACGCUUAGCUUGUUUGAUAGCCUUCCGGAGGGAAUAGCUGCACUGUUUGUAUUCGGUCAUGUUACCAGUCACCUUGCCCUGAUUAAAAGCAGUGGUUCGCGCUUUGUUUCACGCGAAUGCUGCCGUCAAUCCACGGUUUCUGGUUAGGGAAUGUUUUAAUCGUUGCUAUGGGAACGACAUCUUCAACGCACGUUCUAAUGAACUCGCACACCGAAUCAGCGUAUUCGUCAAUAUUGUUAUCUGACGCAAUACGAAACAUAUCCCAGUCCAUGUGAUGGAAGCAGUCUUGGAGUGUGGAGUCAGCUUGGUCGGACCAGCGUUGGACAGACCUAAGCGUGGGAGCUUCUUUUUUUAGUUUCUGUCUGUAGGCAGGGAUCAACAAAAUGGAGUUGUGGUCAGCUUUUCCGAAAGGGGGGCGGGGCAGGACCUUAUAUGCGUCGCGGAAGUUAGAGUAACAAUGAUCCAAGGUUUUUCCACCCCUGGUUGCGCAAUCGAUAUGCUGAUCAAAUUUAGGGAGUCUUGUUUUCAGAUUAGCCUUGUUAAAAUCCCCAGCUACAAUGAAUGCAGCCUCCGGAUAAAUGGAUUCCAGUUUGCAAAGAGUCAAAUAAAGUUAGUUCAGAGCCAUCGAUGUGUCUGCUUGGGGGGGGAUAUAUAUGGCUGUGAUUAUAAUCGAAGAGAAUUCUCUUGGUAGAUAAUGUGGUCGACAUUUGAUUGUGAGGAAUUCUAAAUCAGGUGAACAGAACGAUUUGAGUUCCUGUAUGUUUCUUUCAUCACACCAUGUCUCGUUAGCCAUAAGGCAUACGCCCCCGCCCCUCUUCUUACCAGAAAGGUGUUUGUUUCUGUCGGCGCGAUGCGUGGAGAAACCCGUUGGCUGCACCGCUUCGGAUAGCGUCUCUCCAGUGAGCCAUGUUUCCGUGAAGCAAAGAACGUUAGUCUCUGUCCCUCUGGAAUGCUACCCUUGCUCGGAUUUCAUCAACCUUGUUGUCAAGAGACUGGACAUUGGCGAGAAGAAUGCUAGGGAGUGGUGCACGAUGUGCCCGUCUCCGGAGUCUGACCAGAAGGCCACCUCGUUUCCCUCUUUUUCUGAGUCGUUUUUUUGGGUCGCUGCAUGGGAUCCAUUCCGUUGUCGUGUUUGAAAGGCAGAACACAGGAUCCGCGUCGCGAAAAUCAUAAUCUUGGUCGUACUGAUGGUGAGUUGACGCUGAUCUUAUAUUCAGUAGUUCUUCUCGACUGUAUGUAAUGAAACCUAAGAUGACCUGGGGUACUAAUGUAAGAAAUAACACGUAAAAAAACAAAAAACUGCAUAGUUUCCUAGGAACGCGAAGCGAGGCGGCCAUCUCUGUCGGCGCCGGAAGGGUGAGAGAUGUAUAUUGAGGAACCAUAAUUACUACUACUACUGGAUAAUUGAUAGGUACAGUAGUUAACUGAAGGGUUGUCCCAACUUGUUAAAAUGUUUAAAUCAUUAUAAUACUAAUAAUAAUAAUAGUUAUAGCAGUGUUCCUUAUCAGUCCAGUAUGUAUGCAGGUAUUUGUAUUUACAACCAGCAAUACCAAGCAAGGCCAGUAGGUGGUAAUGGUACUGUACACUGUAUGGGUGCAGGUUUCAUAAAUACAAUGAACAUGAUGCGAUCUCUUCUCAAAUAAUCUCCAUUGAGAACCAUCACAAAGUUGGUCUCCGCACUGAACGGACCUUUUUAUUUAACUUUUUCUGAUUCAUUUAUAUAGUCAUUAAAUAUGUCCCACUGGUUUGAGUCUAUUACAACAUCUUUACAAUAACAAAACACUCAGAAUAAGUUCAGUUCUAAAAGCAAAAUAACUACUUCAAUGAAAAACCUAGUUAUUGUUCAGUCAGUGUCUCAACUCUUCAAACAACAGCUAUUGACAAGUAUGUCACACAAAGUAUGCCAUUUUAAAUUAAAUAAAAUAAAUAAUUAGUAAGUGUACUGUCAUGUACUAAAAACUACUAAACAAAAUAACAAAUAUCAUACUAUACACCAGGGGUUCUCAAACAGGGUAGGUGGGUCCCUGGUGUUAUGUCAAGGGGUCCAUGAAAUAAAAAAGUGUAAUGAACGUAUUCAGCAGCACAAGGAUUCCACUAACUUUACAUAUAAUAUAGAGGGGGUGGAGGUCCCUGAGGAGGACCACUCAAAACCUUGCCUGCCUUUCCUCAAAAUAUGCAGGGGUUCCAGUACUCAAAAAAGGUUGAGACCCACUGCUAUACACACUACUGAACAAAACAACUGAACAUAUGUUUGAGGGUUUCAAUGGAUCCAACCAAUUGAUGGCAGAUAUUUUCCCUCAAGACUGUCCAGCCUGUCUUUAUGUACAUUACAGACAAAAUUCUGAUCAGCACCUCAACUUGGUCAACCAACCCCCACACCUGCACUGGAAGCCUCCUGAGGACCUCUGCUGCCUCUCCACUGCUGCUACAGGGGUAUUUCUUGCGAAAGAGAGGCAACUGCACUGAAAAAGAAUCUAUGUUCAGCUCAGGGUACUGAUCUAGAGACUCAUCCAACUCCUCCGUGAGAAGCACGCUUUCCAACUUUUGCAGAAUGUUUAGACUGUCCUGGUCAAAAUGGUGGCCAAACUGAACAUCCACACCAUCCAACACUUAAAACAAUUCUGCCCUAUAGUGAUCCACUGCUUUGCCAGCAAAUCGUCUUGAGUGUGUCUCAAUGGAUUCGAUCAAUGUUGUUGCUUUCUCAUACAGUGCAAGGUAGCUUUCGUCAUUUCCACACGCUGGAUAACUGGACAUUGAUUGGAUUUAGCUGGUGUGCUGUUACAGUUACACAGUGGUGGUGGGUUUGGCAGUUUUGAUGGGCUGUAAAUUUUACAAAGGCUUUUCUCCAGUUCCUAAAUCCUGCACUAAUGAAGGCAGCAUCCGCUCUUUGGCCAAAAGAUGGCUGGCUUGAAAACCCUUGGCUCCACUGAAAACACAAAACUCCUUUUAUUGAUUGAUUAUAAUGUAGCCAGGGGAAAUUGCAAAACCAUCUCUCUUGAAACGUCAACACUGUUGGCAAGAGUUUGCGGUUCUAUAAAUUGUGGGUGUGGCUGAUAUGGUUUUGUGCCAUCACUGAGGUAACUGGACAAUGCUGUGCCACUGUCCCCUAUACUGGUGCAGAUGGCAACAAGGUUGACACCUGGUCCUACCGUGGCUGUGCCACUGUCCCCUAUACUGGUGCUGCUGGCAACAAGAUUUACACCUGGUCCUGCCAUGGCUGUGACACUGUCCUCUGAAGUCUCUCCUUGGCCCUUUCACCACCCUCACUGCCUCACAGUCUAUCUCCUAGAAAUGAAAUAAGGUGUUUGCCGUACUCCUAACUACCGCUACCCAAAACUACACAAUUAAUCACAACAGCAAUACCAUUGCCUUAAACAAAUCUUAGUUCAGUCACCAGUUUAAGUUGAGAGUGGGGGUAUCCAUGGCAUUUUCCAAUUAUGUCCCUAUUUUACAAGUAAAAAAUCUAAAAAAUUGAGAACCUUUCAUAAUGUUGCCAAACAAAGACUCAACAAACUUACCUGAGACUCCCUGUCUUUGCCAGUCUGUCCCUGCCCAUCUGUCCCCAGCUCUGCUGUCUGUGUGCCCUCUGUUGCCUGAUCUGCCUAAUGACAUCAUGUUUACAGUGAUCUAUUGGGGGGGACAUAUCAUAUUUUUCCCAGGAUGGGGGGAUCGUGUCCCCCCCGUCCCCCCUGGGAUUUCCGCCUAUGGAAAGCCUGCAGCGUUGGAUGAGAGAAAGUCCAAAUCACCUACCAUCAAAGAGGAGAGGCGGGAAGAAGCCUGGGACAAUCAUAACAAACGAGAGAGACUGAGUACCGGAGCUUUAAAUCCCUGUGUUGGAGGAGAAAGGCAUUCCAACAUCGACACAGAGGCUGCUCAAUCAAUCAGCAAACAGGAGAACGCCAGCUCUUGUUUAUGGGUGAGUGGUGAAACAGACAACAGCCUCUUGCCAGAAUCAAAUGAAAAUAUGAGUGUGAACAAACGAUCUCAAACCCCAGCAUUGGAAGAUGGUGAUGGAAUACUUGACCAUGCAGGCUUUGAUUGUAUGAUGUUUGAGCCCCCCAGACAACUUGGGACCCUUAGCACCCAGGGUCCUGGGGCUGAUCUUCCUGAGUGCUCUUACUCUCAUGUGGAUGUUGUACCUCUUAAUUCUGAGUCAGAGAAUAGUUUUCCCUUUUCGAUGAACAAGGUGAGUCGCUCCAUAACUGAGCACAAACAACCUGUAGCUUACAGAGACAAUAGACAGAGGGUGCCGUUUCCCUCAGAUGAGCCUCACAUGACUGUGCGAAAAGGCAUGGAGACUGGAUCCAAUGCCUUGGUAAUGACUGAUGGUUGGGUCUCCCAUGACAGUCAUAAUAACGACGCUGUGAAUUACAACCAAGACGGCACAGCAGGUAACCGGUUCAUUUGUAGUUUCUGUGGUAAGACUUUGGCGUGUCUGAAGAACCUCAAGACACACCUUAGGGUUCACACCGGGGAGAAGCCGUUCAGCUGCAUGCAGUGCGGGAAGCGCUUCUCCGACUCCAGCAACCUCAAGCGACACCAGAGCGUACACACGGGGGAGAGACGCUACGGCUGCAGCCACUGCGGCAAGCGCUUCGCCCAGUCAGGCUCACUCAAAGUGCACCUUAGUAUACAUAAAGGAUGCAAGCAGUUCCGAUGCCCACAGUGUGAAAAGACUUUCAUAUCGGCCAAUCACCUCAAGAGACACAUCAGUGUCCACGAUGGAGAAGAAAGUAUUUUACCAACCACUUUUCAGUGAGUGAAAGCAUACCCAAACGUGCUCCAGCCCAGCUUGAACAAAAACAUGAACUGGGGGGCUCGACUGAAGGAGUUGAUCAUCCAAAAAGUAUUCCAUACACUUUUGAAUGAGUGUUUUUGUAACUCUUAUCAUUGAAGUUGUUUAUCACUCAUCCUCAGCCCACUGUGUGAAAAGUGGUUUGUGGACUCAAGUAAUCUCAUUCGUCACACCGGAUACUACAUACAGUGUGGGGAGAGGUUUGCUGCGAAGCACAUUCUUAGAAUUCACCUAGAGAGAAACUAUUCUGGUGCUCUAGUGCUGGAGAUUGUAUUGUCACUGAGUAUACCACGAACACCGUUAUUUGUGAAUAAUUCUACUUUUACAUUUUGACUGAACACAUUUUGUCUGUAUUAGGCUAUUUGCUAUUUACAGUUUAGGAGUAGUCAUAACAAAAGGAAUGGAAUUAAAACAAAAUAUUUUGUAUGUGUAUCUAAUAAUGUGUACCAUUUAUUAUUUCAAAAGUGCUGCAAGAAAUAUAUGAACAAUACAAAAAGUGAUUGUUACUACUAUUAUUAUUAUUAUUAGUAGUAGUAGUAAUAUAAAACAUACUACCUCUCUUUAGGAAAAACACUCCUCCAAGCCAACCAGUCUAGUAAAAUGAUAUCUCGCAAAGGCCCAUGUAUGACAUUUUGAAAUAUGAAUUAUCUUGCACACAUUAUUUUUGUAAACAUUUCCUCUGAAAAUGUGUUUUUGUGAAAUAAACAAUUGUAAGAAAAAGGCCAGUAUAUUGCUGACUUUUUUUUACUCAUCCAGUAGUAUGCAGAACCAGCCUCUCGUCAGCAACACUAAGUAAGCACUUCCGGGUCAUGAAAUAAAAAGUCCCCCACGUAAUAGUAGAAAAAUGUAAAUAACCUGUAUUUAGUCAUGGCAUAUGAAAAAUGAUUGUCUAAACAAUAAUAAUGAUUCAUUUUUGUUCAGAUUUAAGUGAGAUUUGCAUUAGUUGGGUUUUAAAACAUGUUCCAAGGUCAAAUAAAUAACACUUUUCUGUAUACAAAUAUUGCACUGCACAGGAAAAACUAUUGAUUGUGUGUUCAUAAAACCAGGGUCCAGUCUACUCACUAUAGUCCCGAGAAUACAAAGCAGAUGAGUUUGAACAAAAAGCUAGGUCAUAUGAAGUGUUGCUGGCUUUUAACUCUUCCUCCUCCAUAGCCGCCAUUUCAAUUUACUGAAUAUGGAAUACAUAUAUGGAAUACAUAUUAGACUGUAGAGAAUAAACUUUAUUACCUGUCUCAGCUUAAGUGAUGUGGAAAAUAGUCAGUAGGUUCUCUACUAACCAAAUAUGCACACACAAUCAUUUUUUUCUGUACAGGGCUGUAAUUUUUACUGUUCAGGCACCCCACUUUAGCUGUUUGACCACAGUAAAAGUCAAGCAACACUUCCAUUGACCUAGCUUUUUGUUCAAACUGUUUUGUAUACUAGGAAUUCAAGUGAGUAGACUGGACCAUGGUUUUAUGAACACACCAUCAAUUUUUCCCUGUGUAGUGCAAUUUGUUUGUGCAAUACAACAAAAAUACUGUAAGACUUUGCUUGAACAUUACUUUUCAAAAUGGCAUCCUUGAACAAUCACACCAGUAAAUUAACAGUAAUUAUACAAUAUAUUUUUUUAUUAUGUUUUAUUUUCUUACCAGUAGACUAGUAUGUUCCUUACAUGAAUUGACUUGAGCUCCAACCAUUUCUCAAUGUGCUCUAAUUUAUAGUAUUAUUUAUCGUAUAUGAAAUAGUAAUUCCCUUUAGUUUAGAUUUUUCCAUGAAGUUGGCUAUCAUUUUGUAACAGUUCCAGCAUUAUGCAAAUUACAAAAACAUCUUGAUUUCUUAUAAUACACAUAGCGUUUACAGUGGACUUAAGUUUUUUAUUUGGAUAGAUGCAGCUACAGUUGAAGUUAGACGUUUACAUACACUUAGGUUGGAGUCAUUAAAAAACUUGUUUUUUAACCACUCCACAAGAUUCUUGUUAACAAACUAUAGUUUUGGCAAGUCUGUUAGGACAUCUACUUUGUGCAUGACACAAAUAAUGUUUCCAACAAUUGUUUACAGACAGAUUAUUUCACUUAUAAUUCCAGUGGGUCAGAAGUUUACAUAGACUAAGUUGACUGUGCCUUUAAACAGCUUGGAAAAUUCCAGAAAAUGACUUCAUGGCUGAUAAGCUAAUUGACAUAAUUUGAGUCAAUUGAAAGUGUACCUGUGGAUGUAUUUCAGUGGUAAAAUCAAAAGAAAUCAGCCUAGACCUCAGUAAAAAAUAAAUAUGGACCUCCACAAGUCUGGUUCAUCCUUGGGAGCAAUUUCCAAACGCCUGAAGGUACCACGUUCAUCUGUACAAACAAUAGUACGCAAGUAUAAACACCAUGGGACCACGCAGCCGUCAUACCGCUCAGGAAAGAGACGCGUUCUGUCUUCUAGAGAUGAACGUACUUUGGUGCGAAAAGUGCAAAUCAAUCCCAGAACAAUAGCAAAGGGCCUUGUGACGAUGCUGGAGGAAACAGGUACAAAAGUAUCUAUAUCCACAGUAAAAACGAGUCCAAUAUCGACAUAACCUGAAAGGCCGCUCAGCAAAGAAGAAACCACUUCUCCAAAACCGCCGUAAAAAAGCCAGACUACGGUUUGCAACUGCACAUGGGGACAAAGAUCGUACUUUUUGGGGAAAUGUCCUCUGGCCUGAUGAAACAAAAAUGGAACUGUUUUGCCAUAAUGACCAUUGUUAUGUUUGGAGGAUAAAGGGGGAGGCUUGCAAGUUGAAGAACACCAUCCCAACCAUGAACCACGGGGGUGGCAGCAUCAUGUUUUGGGGGUGCUUUUCUGCAGGAGAGACUGGUGCACUUCACAAAAUAGAUUGCAUCAUGAGGUAGGACAAUUAUGUGGAUAUAUUGAAGCAACAUCUCAAGACAUCAGUCAGAAAGUUAAAGCUUGGUCGCAAAUGGGUCUUCCAAAUGUAAAAUGACCCCAAGCAUACUUCCAAAAUUGGCAGAAUUGAAAAAGCGUGUGCGAGCAAGGAGGCCUACAAACCUGACUCAGUUUCACCAGCUCUGUCAUGAGGAAUGGGCCAAAAUUCAUCCAACUUAUUGUGGGAAGCUUGUGGAAGGCUAACCAAAACGUUUGACCCAAGUUAAACAAUUUAAAGGCAAUGCUACCAAAUAGUAAUUGAGUGUAUGUAAACUUUUGACUGACUGGGAAUGUGAUGAAAGAAAUACAAGCUGAAAUAAAUCAUUCUCUCUACUGUUAUUCUGACAUUUUACAUUCUUAAAAUAAAGUGGUGAUCCUAGCUGACCUAAGACAGGGACUUUUUACUAAGAUUAAAUGUCAGGAAUUGUGAAAAACUGAGUUGAAAUGUAUUUGGCUAAGGUGUAAACUUCCGACUUCAACUGUACAUGUUGCUGAUAUAAUGGAAGUCCUGUGGGCAAUGUGUUGGAACAAGGUUUGGGAGCAUCCAAACAAAGAAAAUGAAGAUUCUGUAAAACAGUCUUGUGCUGUUAUGAAGGUAGAUGACUAAUAAUGUGACAAUGCAUAAUAUCUCUUGUCUGGGAAAUGUUUACUGCGGUUUUUGGCACCCUAGUUAAAUUGCAGUACUGGUAUCAUUGACUAGGACACGGACGAUUUACACUGAGGACGACCUGUUUUUUUAGUUUUUCUAAACCUUUCUUGCACUAUGAUUUUUUUUGGGCACCAUGUUCUAAUAAACAUCUUGAUUUUCUA
This is a messenger RNA of Oncorhynchus nerka (sockeye salmon), 8905 nucleotides long. Its product is annotated as zinc finger protein 616-like. Gene Ontology annotation, biological process: regulation of transcription by RNA polymerase II. The transcript has 3 exons. The coding region runs from base 3908 to 5179 and encodes 423 amino acids. Lineage: Eukaryota; Metazoa; Chordata; Actinopteri; Salmoniformes; Salmonidae. The record is from RefSeq and is a predicted model, not a curated record. Gene Ontology annotation, molecular function: DNA-binding transcription factor activity, RNA polymerase II-specific; RNA polymerase II cis-regulatory region sequence-specific DNA binding.